Molecule: messenger RNA, 1645 nt
Organism: Daldinia caldariorum
Lineage: Eukaryota; Fungi; Ascomycota; Sordariomycetes; Xylariales; Hypoxylaceae
Product: flavoprotein-domain-containing protein
Exons: 2
Coding region: 670-1269 (199 amino acids)
Biological process (GO): coenzyme A biosynthetic process
Cellular component (GO): phosphopantothenoylcysteine decarboxylase complex
Molecular function (GO): phosphopantothenoylcysteine decarboxylase activity; FMN binding
Source: RefSeq, a predicted model, not a curated record
AUCUGCCGUCAUGCGAUUAAUACAAUAACCUUUUUCGUAAAUCCAUCAUAUGACAAACUAAUCCCCCUAAAAGCAGCCGCCACAACUCCUUUAGAAGAAACGUAAGUUUUUUUCUCUCUCAUGUUUUCUUCCUUACCAUCGGAUUCCUUUUCUCGAUACCUACUACACAAGUACCUAACCUACCUGUUUACCGGGUACCCCGGUGGCAUGACGCCGCAGCAGUCCAAGUGGGCUGGUCCAAGAUCCGGGGUGUAAGUUCAGCGCGAACCGCAUAGAGCUCCCUAGCUAGGAAAACAAUACCUACAAGAGGGUAUAAUAUUACAAUUUACACUUACAAAGGAGAUUCCUCGGAAUACCAAGCUGACGCCUCGCCUGUGAUUGUUUUUGGCUUGUGCUGGCUUACCUAACAAAGACCUGGUCAUGAAGCUCCGAUCUCGUCUUCGGAGCUUGCCUAUCAUCGUCUUGACGUCUCGAUGUUUUAUUCAUAUUUAGCUAAACCUUGAUCCCGUUGUAAAUCGAGUCUGACAUAUCGUCCUUAGACCUAAACUAAGUUCCCAAUUGGCUCAAUACACCGUCAUCAUAUAUUAUAUAUUUUCUCUACUGAAUAUAACGCGUGAUAAAAUUGCUUGAGACAGAGAGAGAGAGAAAGUAAAGGCACGAGAAGAAGACAUGCUCCAAGCCAUCUCCUCUCAGCACGACGCGCACCACGAGCGGCGGCGCAAGAACUCCCUCGCGAGCUUAACCGGCUCGCUACGGGACAACAAAGUCCACCUCCUGCUAGCGGCCUCCGGAUCCGUCGCCACCAUCAAGCUGCCCUUGAUUAUCGAGUCCCUAGCACAGCGGCAUCUGCAACGGAAAAACAGCGACAAGGAGCUGAGCAUCCGCGUGCUGCUGACGCCGGCCGCCUCGCGCUUCCUCGCGGGCCAGUCCCAUGAGCAACCCACCGUGUCGUCGCUGCUGUCUAUGCCUUGCGUCGAUGGCGUCUACGUAGAUGCCGACGAGUGGCGCGAGCCGUGGAAGCGCGGCGAUGCAAUUCUCCAUAUCGAGCUACGGCGAUGGGCCGACCUCCUCGUCAUCGCCCCCCUGAGCGCAAACACCAUGGCCAAGAUCGUAGGCGGCUUUGCCGACGGUAUCUUAACGAGCGUUGUGCGCGCUUGGGAUGCGUGGGGCGAACUUGACAGUGACCUGCUCCUCGCCAACGGCGACCAGCCUCUCCUCAACGGAGAUAGAAGGAGGAGAGAGAAGAAGCAUAUCAUUGUCGCGCCGUAAGUACUCCUCGGCCUACUCCCAAGAACUAUAUACACCAGCGGAUCGUCGCUGCAAUCAUGACUUAAACUCUACUGUGCUAACGCGCCGUCCCCAGCGCCAUGAACACGGCCAUGUGGCGACACCCCGUCACAGCGAAAUCGCUGCGCGUGCUGGAAGAAGAAUGGGGCGUCAAUCGAAACAGUCGCAAAGCGCAGCAGACCACUGCCACCGCGGAGGAAGGCCACGCGGUAGAAGAGCAGGUUCAAAGCGAUGAAGCCGCCGCCGCUGACAACGGCGAAGGUGGCUGGUUCGAGGUCCUACGGCCACAGCAGAAGACGCUUGCGUGCGGCGACGUGGGAGACGGCGCUAUGAUGGAAUGGAAGGAUAUCGUUGCCGU